CGUUUUCACUCUUCCAUUCUAUCCAACCAACCAAGUAUGGCCACUGACCUGCACAAGGCGCUGUUCGCGCACAUUGACGCGCACCAGAGCGAGUACAUUGCCGAGCUCAAGGCGGCCGUUGCAAUCCAGUCCGUCUCUGCCGAGCCCGAGCGCCGCUCCGAGGUCCAGCGCAUGAUGGACACUGCCGUCGCGCACAUUGAGAAGCUCGGCGGCAAGGCGACCAAGAUCGACCUCGGCGUCCAGCCAGGCACCGACAACCUCCCGCUCCCAACGGCCGUCUUUGGCGAGUUCCACCAGGACAAGGCCCUCAAGACAGUCCUCAUCUACGGCCAUCUCGACGUCCAGCCGGCGUCCAAGGAAGAUGGCUGGGACACUGAGCCGUUCGUGCUGACUGAGGUGAACGGCAAGCUGUACGGCCGCGGUGCUACUGACGACAAGGGCCCCGUGCUCGGCUGGCUCUGGGCAAUCCAGGCCUACCAAAAGCUCGGCAAGCCUCUCCCCGUGAACAUCAAGUUUGUGUUUGAGGGCAUGGAAGAGAGCGGCAGCGUCGGUCUUGACGAUCUGAUCAUGGCUCAAAAGGACAAGUUCCUGGCUGACGUUGAUUUCGUGUGCAUCUCGGAUAACUACUGGCUUGGCCGCAAGAAGCCCUGCCUCACCUACGGUCUCCGUGGCAUUGCCUACUUUAGCAUCGAGAUCGAGGGCUCCACGAAGGAUUUGCAUUCGGGUGUCUUUGGUGGCUCGAUUCACGAACCCAUGGUCGACCUUGUUCAACUGCUCGCCAAGCUCGUCGACUCGCGCGGCAACAUUUUGAUCCCCGGAAUCCUCGAUUCGGUCGCUCCUGUGACCGAAGACGAGCUCAAGAUCUACAAGGACAUUGAUUUUGAGAUUUCCGACUUUAAGGAGGAUUCUGGCGCCAUCGGCGACAUUAUUCACAACGACAAGACCAAGCUGUUGAUGCACCGCUGGCGCUUCCCGUCUCUGUCCGUCCACGGCGUGGAGGGUGCCUUCUACGGCCCUGGCUCGAAGACUGUCAUUCCUCGCAAGGUCAUUGGCAAGUUCUCCAUCCGUCUUGUUCCCAACCAAGAGCCCGAGGAGAUUAUUCGCCUUGCUAUCGAGUUCAUCAACGCCGAGUUUGCCAAGCUCAAGAGCGGUAACAAAAUUCACGUCUCGGCGCGCAAGCCUCCGGGCAAGCCAUGGGUCAGCGACGUCAACCAUGCCAACUUUGUUGCUGCUCGCAAGGCCGUCAAGACUGUUUUCGGCAUCGAGCCCGAUCUGACUCGUGAAGGUGGCAGCAUCCCUGUCACACUCACCUUCCAGGAGGCCACUCAAAAGAACGUCCUGUUGCUCCCCAUGGGCGCCGCCGACGAUGGCGCUCAUUCUCAAAACGAGAAGCUCGACCGCCGCAACUACAUUGAGGGCAUCAAGCUUUUCUGCGUCUACCUCGACGAGCUCAGCCGUGCUUAAUCCGGACUUGUUGGUGUUGCUUUUGAGGUCUGUGUUGGCAGGGCGAUUCUUGUCAACGACAAGCUUGCCCGAUCUUCCAUGUCGAUUAAACAAGAGCGACACGCACUUUCACUGCGAUCGUCUAUUGUUUCCCUCGCAAUCGCUACACGAAAGCUGGAGAAUGAAUCGUACACUGGGCUGAUUGACACCAUGGAUCUCAUAGAAUGGAACACUUGAACGACA
This is a messenger RNA of Capsaspora owczarzaki ATCC 30864, 1686 nucleotides long. Its product is annotated as glutamate carboxypeptidase. The transcript is spliced from 8 exons. Gene Ontology annotation, biological process: proteolysis. NCBI's taxonomy places the organism in Eukaryota, Filasterea, Ministeriida, Capsasporidae. Bases 37 to 1464 code for a protein of 475 amino acids. The record is from RefSeq and is a predicted model, not a curated record. Gene Ontology annotation, molecular function: metallodipeptidase activity.